Staurois parvus is the source of this 309-nucleotide messenger RNA. The record is from the annotation of a GenBank genome assembly. Lineage: Eukaryota; Metazoa; Chordata; Amphibia; Anura; Ranidae.
CCACUUCAAGUCCGGACACUUUCCCCCAUUUCCUGUCCGGACACUUUCACCCCCUUCCAGUCCGGACACUUUCAACCCCCUUCCAGUCCGGACACUUUCCCCCCUUCCAGUCCGGACACUUUCCCCCCCUUCCAGUCCGGACACUUUCCCCCCCUUCCAGUCCGGACACUUUCCCCCCCUUCCAGUCCGGACACUUUCCCCCCCUUCCAUCCGGACACUUUCCCCCCCUUCCAGUCCGGACACUUUCCCCCCCUUCCAGUCCGGACACUUUCUCCCCCCCUUCCAGUCCGGACACUUUCCCCCCCUUCC